CCCCGGAGCGGGCUCGCGGUGGUUCCUCCCGUCCCGCGGCCUCCCCCCGCCCGGCGAGACGCGGACCUUGGUCCCGGCGGCUCCGCGCCGGUGACACGAGCCCGCGCCACCGCCGCAGCCCCCGCCGCCUGCUUCCCGCACCAUGGAGUUCUCCGAGAGGAAAAGAAGCAGGAAAUCCCAGAGCUUCAAACUGGUGAGCCGAGAUUAUCACCAUGAGGUAUAUAAGGUCUCAGAAUUCAGCAACGAGGUUAAUGGGGAGGCCAAAGAGACACAACCCAUUUUUUUAGGAGAUGAAAGCAUGGAAAUUAAAAAACAAAUCACAGGAAUGAGAAGAUUGCUGAAUGACAGCGCUGGGAGGAUAUACCAACGAGUUGGCAAAGAAGGAGAGAAGCUAAAAGAAGAGCCCCAGGACAUGGACUUGGUCUGGCCUGCACGUCUGAACUCGUCCUCUGAGACCCCACCGAGCCUCCACCCGUCCACACGUGGUUCAUGGAACGAGCUACCGCCCCAAAGCGGGCAGUUCUCAGGGCAGUACGGCACCCGUUCUAGAACCUUCCAGAGCCAGCCCCACCCCUCUGCAAGCUCCAACGGAGAACUUCCAGUGGUGAAUUCAUCAGUUGGAUCAAACUGCUGUACUUGUAACUGCCAGUCAACGUUGCAGGCCAUUCUCCAGGAACUCAAGACCAUGAGGAAAUUAAUGCAAAUUCAAGCAGUUGGAACUCAAAACAGACAACAACCCCCAAUUUCCCUUAUGUGCUCCCAGCGAACUUCUGUCUCACGCAAGAGAAAUAAAAAGAAAAAAGUUCCCCCAAAGUCUAUCGAACCUCUUACUGUGAAGCAGAAGCCCAGCGUGUCAGAGAUGGGGAAGAAGACAGCUGUGGCCUCUGAGCAGGCCGGUGUCCAGGCCACCGAGCACGCCUCCACGCAGGACAGCCAGGUUCUGGGAUUUGGCAUUGUUCUGGAAUCACCUUCCUCAGAUCCAGAAGUGCAACUUGCUGAAGGCUUUGAUGUGUUUAUGCCUAAAUCUCAGCUGGACUCUAUAUUGUCAAACUACACUCGCUCAGGAAGCCUUCUGUUUAGAAAACUGGUGUGUGCGUUUUUUGAUGACAAGACUUUGGCUAACUCCUUACCCAAUGGGAAGAGGAAAAGAGGACUCAAUGACAACCGGAAAGGACUAGAUCAAAAUAUUGUGGGUGCAAUAAAAGUCUUUACAGAAAAGUACUGUACAGCUAACCAUGUGGAUAAACUCCCUGGCCCAAGAGACUGGGUGCAGAUUCUGCAGGAUCAAAUCAAACUGGCCAGAAGAAGGUUAAAAAGAGGCUCAGCAGAGGCAGCUGACGGUGAUGAAAGACUGGACGGCAUUUCCCUACCGCCAAUAGACAGAGCCUCAAGCUGUCACCCUGGGUAGAGUACCGUGACAUCACAGCUCACAGCAACCUCCAAAUCCUGGGCUCAAGCGAUUCUCCUGCCUCCACCUCCCAAGUAGCUGGGACCACAGGCGCUAGCCAACCACGCCCGGCUUUUUUUCGUUGCGGCCGUCAUUGUUGUUUGGUGGGCCUGGGCUGGAUUGGAACCCACCAGCUUAGGUGUAUGUGGCUGGUGCCUUAGCUGCUUGAGCCACAGGCGCCAAGCCUAUUAUAAGUCUUCAUAUGCAUUAUUUUGAUAGCUGCAUGAUAAUUUAUUCUGUGGGUGACUCAUAUUUUAUCUAGCCAUUUUCUCUUACGGGACAGUAUAUGAGCAUACCGUAACAAUAACACACAUUUGUGGCUUUUUAAAAAAAUAAUCAUUACAAAUUUCUGUUCCUACAGUUGUUCAUUUAGUACAAGUAAAGCCUUGGCCACCAACUUAGUGACUUAAUUCUGAGACACAGGCACGUCCCAGUACAUUCUCGCUUGUCUAGGACACCCAGCUCCAGCCGUGUCCGUGCCGUAGAAAAGUAUACAACUGCUCCUUAGAGAAGCGUCUCUGCCCCUUCAUUCUCUUGUCUCUGUUGUAGGUAAUAUAUUUGACACCAGGAGAGAAAGCACGGAAGACACAGAACCAGGUUUCAUUGCCUAGACUUUCACGGUAGUAACAUUGUUGAGUAGCCUGUGUAACUCUUCCGUCUGAAUCUCCUCAAAGCUCCAUGUAGUGGUUCAGGUUUCUGCAAAGUAUGGGUGUUCCGUGAAGUUGACCUGUCACGUUUGAAAAGUUUCAUAUACUUUGUUUGUAAUAUGUGAUAAUCGAGCCUCCACUUCGGUAUAAGAUUUUUAAAAAUCAUUUUUAGAGUUGAUUUGUUACCCUUUAAAAGUCCAACGUAAGAUCCAAUGAGUUCGUUGUUCAUUAUGAAGAAGAGGUUCUCUCGUCCCCGUUUUUAUUCAGCACCACAAGGUGCAUAUAUAGAGCCUUGAAGCAUAUUUAUUUUAAUGUAAAUUGCUUGCUGUGGUAUAAAGGAGCAUGGCUUUUUCCCAGUGCCCAGAGAGCAGUCGUGAAAGCCAAAAUUAAUCACCCUUUCAUCAGCUUGGAAGAUGGGAAAGUUGUUUGGGGAGACGGGAGAGUUCUGACCUAUUAGGUGACAUUAUUUAUAACAUCGUUGCCCCCCACCCCUGCCCCUCACCACAUAGCCAUUUGUAACUAAGUGAAUUUUCAGGAAAGACAAACGUUUCACCUAAUUUAUAGCAACACAAUGACAUUAAUUAAAAGGGAAAAAACUCAGAGUCAUCGGUUAUCUCCGUGAUAUCUGACUACCAUUUCAGCAGGUGCUUCUAACUGAGUGGUCCAGGGUUGUGUGGUAACUGGCCACAAAGGUUCUUGGUAUUCCAUAGCUUAUUUGGUUCUGAGUAGACUUGCCCUCCACUUUACGUAAAACCAAUGUAUGAAAAUCUGAAUUUAUUUUAAAGAGUUACCUUGCCUUGUGGGUGGGGAUGUGUUUUACAGAAAUACUGAUUCCAGAUUUCUUUUUCUGUAAGAUGGUGAAUUUCAAAUACCAUGUUAUCUAGAAAUACUGCACUUACACCUCAUUUAGUGUAUAAAGCAAAUUGCCUUGAAUGUUUGACACUUGACCAAAGGCCAGAAGUUGGCAUGAAAGAAAUUUGGAUGGUGGGGCCACCAGGCCCAGGGUUUAAACUGUGCCAGCAGUUUAACACCUUCCCCUGGCUCUGAUGUUGUCAGACUGAAUGUUGGAGAUACAAGUUACUGGAGAGGCCCUUCAGUUGGGGAAGUGGGAGCAGGGUGAGGACAGGUGGUUGCUUGGGGCCAGUUAACCCUUCAGUGGCCCACCCUGGGUAGAGGUGGAAUUUCCUUACUACACUGUCCAAGGUGUCUGAUCACACCAAGAAAGGACACCUAGUGCUAGGAGUGUGCCUGGGGCAGAUCAGUAUUCCACUAGACCGACUAAUCCACUGAAGAAGAUGUGAGGCAUCCCCACAAUGUGAUAAAAGAACCGAUUUUGGGUACAGCUUGUGGAAACAGUCUCACGACUAGCCAAGUUACAUCUCGACUGUUCGCGUGUCUCUUAUUUUUCUCCUUUUUGAAGCUACAAGGAAGGUUCAGAGGAAUUAUUCUCAUGCUGUCUUUUAGCCUUUUCCACGUCUGGCGAAUAAGUAACCUCCUCCUGAAACCAGUCCCACUGUUCCAUCCAGUGGCCUCAUGAAUUUGAAGUACUUCAAACCAGGGCUGUUGUUUCUUUCCAGCAUAUGUUUUAAAAUUUGUCUACAGCCUCCCAGAAGGAAAUAUUUCCCUGAGGAAUAGAAAAGAUUAAUCAGUGACCUUUCACUCUGUUAAAGUAUGAUCACUAUGUUGCUAGUAAAGGUAAAAACAUUUACUUACAGCUGUGGGUCUGUUCAAUGUGCACCAGGAACCUUCCAAAGCACUUCCUUCCAAGGCUGGGCCACAGCUUGGAGUUUCCAAUACUUGAGGGGUGAGAAAUGUUCAACUCACAGAUAACGUGCAAUGGAUGCACAAAUUGGAAAUACACAUCAAAACCGCAACAGUAAAAUCAUAUUUUAUAAAUCGAGAUUGUAUUCGUGUUUACUUACUAUGACUGCUGUUCAGACUUUAUUCAGAAAUCCUUUUUAUAGGGCUUUCUUAGCAAAAAUAAAUAAAUAAAUUCCAUUAUCUAUGGAUAACGUCUCAAUCUUCUGUAUAUAUGUUUUAUUAAUGUGUAAAUAUUUAGAUUUUUUUUUAAAUUACUAUGUUCUUUAAAAAAGGAUUCAGCGCAAGGCUAGUUGUGAAAAUGGUGUAUAACAUUGUGUUGUGAUAUCAACUCCCAAGAGGCUCUUUCCGUCCAUUCUGGAAGAAUACAAUAAAUUACUUUAAUUGAA
This is a messenger RNA of Nycticebus coucang (slow loris), 4301 nucleotides long. It is a transcript of the gene BEND7, whose product is annotated as BEN domain containing 7. The record is from RefSeq and is a predicted model, not a curated record. Gene Ontology annotation, molecular function: DNA binding. Lineage: Eukaryota; Metazoa; Chordata; Mammalia; Primates; Lorisidae. The transcript is spliced from 9 exons. The coding region runs from base 143 to 1408 and encodes 421 amino acids.